ACAUCAGAAGGCCGUGAUGAGCUCCGCUCAUAUUUUACAUUCAGGGAUAGGCCAGAGUGUUGGCUGAUGAGCUACAGCAACGCCCACGACAUCUCCUUUUGUUCGACAUUGCUUUAUAACUUAGGCCUACCCUUCUAUUGUGUCCUCCUCCACAGACAGUGAUGACCAUCACAAUCUGCAAGUUAUUUGCUUGAGCUCCUCCCAAGUCCUCUUCGCCUAUGAAGGAUUUUCCCGCGUUGGUAGAGCACGGGCUGCUGGAGAGUCCCCUCAGCGUCGAUGGCCCAGAGAGCUGUGGUCAAGCCCAGAAACUCUGUGGUCGAUCAGUUUGUGUGUGUGCGUGCGUUUGAAUAGCCUUUCAGAAAGUGCUGGUCUGGCUGUCACGUGCAGUGCAAGUGGCGAAGUAUGAAUUCGGUGUGACAGGAGGGGAUGUAUGUGCUUGUGAAAUUGCGUGAGAUAGAGGAAGCAUCGGUGUGUGUGACUGAAUAUACUAGGACUCUCUCAUAGAUUUGCUAUAUUUUGCAUCCCGAGCUUAGGACAGAUAUUUUCUCGACCGUACGAUCUUUUGUAGCUACAUCUCGGAUGUCAAAGCUAACAAAAUGUUAGCAUUACAUCUACGGACAGAUAUGGGGAGAGGGGGUGUCGGGAGGUGUUAAGCGGCCUUAGCCUGGAGAAUUCAGCCGAGCAUUCUGGGGGAUGGAGUUGACCGGUUCCUGUGGUGGAAAUGGGCGUAAAGUUUCGUGAGUUCCAGUGGUGGGGAAAGCCUUUAUAGUGGUGCCGUAUGGCAGGAGGGAGGUCAAGGGAACAUCUGCAUCCUUCACUGUGGGUAAGACGUGAGACUGGUAAUGUGGACUCUAGACGGAUGAUAUUGUAGACGGGUGUGAUUCAUUGUGCAGGUGUGUGUGUGUGUGUGUGUGUGUGUGUGUUAAGUCACUCUAUGGUUUCUGGACUAAAUUGGGUUAUUGGUUGGGUUGUUAGGAGCAUAUUGUGAGGCUCAGUUGAGUCUGACAGAUCCUGAAAAGUCUUGUCUCUUGGGAUCAGUUUGCUAAACAUUAUGAGCGUCACAGAGGUAUUUACUGCCAUGUUAUGGUUCAUUUUUCAACCAAACUGAUAAACUAACUUUGGUAAAUUAUCUAGAAUGUGUGUCCUUUUGCUCCUGGUCUGGCGUUAGUCAUGUAGGGUGUGUAGUGAACCUUUUUCUCAUAAUUUUCAAGAUAAUGUCUUCUUCAGUUCCUGUUGUCUCGUAGUGACAAACACCUUGAUGAGUGUCACCUUCCCUCCCGGCUGUCGCCCUUUGGCCCGUUAAUCAUGACCGAGAUCCGAUUCCAAAGGUCUGUACGGUUUAGUCGAAACAUUGUAAAAGCCUCCUUUGCAGUCGUUCAAGGGACGCACUUCAGGUUGAACAGUCCCAAACCAUGAAUAUCGUGGGCCAGAUUGCGGAGACGGUGUUCGUGACGGUGAAGGAGCUCUACCGGGGCCUGAACCCCGCCACUCUCACCGGAGGCAUCGACGUCAUUGUGGUGCGACAGCCGGACGGAUCGUUCCAGUGUUCUCCCUUUCACGUCCGCUUCGGCAAGCUGGGUGUGCUGCGCUCCAAGGAGAAAAUUGUGGACAUUGAGAUAAAUGGAGAAUCGGUUGACCUGCACAUGAAGCUGGGGGACAAUGGAGAAGCUUUUUUCGUGGGGGAAAAUGAAAACGAGUCCCAGGUCCCAGCCCAUCUGUGCACCUCGCCGAUUCCUCUCGAGAACCCCGAGGAGAUCGAGGAGACCCCUGAGGGAUCCUCCGUCGCCCGCAGGAAGAAACGCCGUCGCAAGCGCAUGCGCUCUGAUACUCACCUGAGAGAAGAGGCCAGCUCCUCGUCGGAUGAGAGAAAACGAGAGAAGGAGUGGGAGAGAGAGAGCGAUCCGGCCGGUCAGGAGAGUCCUGCUAAGGAAGAGUCCGUCAUGGCGCUGCACAUGAGUAAAUCGGUGUACUACUCGCUGUCUGAGGAGCCCAAUGAGGUGCUGGGGGCCUCACAGACCAGAGACACUCGUCACCCUCACUCAGACGGAGAGCAGUCACCCUCGGAGAGCAGUGUGUUCUACAGCCGGCCAUCCUCUCCUAAGAGCGACUCAGAGCUUCUGGUUAAACCCCAAGAGUCCUCUGGGCCUCAGAUGCAGUGGAACUGGGGAGGGUUUCCCAUGCCGCGUCAAUCUGAGAGGACACCAGUGGAGUUGCAGCACGUCUCCCCUUGUGACUGUUCUCACUUCCGCACCAUUGAGAGACAGGACUCCUUUGACAUGGGCCAUGAGCCUGUGAUCAGCUGUGGCAGAGCAGGCAGCGUAACAGUGGUCAGGCCGCAGCCCAGGACUCAGUCCCUAGACCUAUGUAGCCACACAAUGCAAACCUCCCCCUUAUCUGGGGAAGAAAACUCUCACAUUGCAUAUUCCUCCCCCAGUGACCUCUCCAAGUCUUGUGCAUCACCAGCGAAGAUGGACGUGACACAGGCAGUAGAAUCCACGUCACGGGAAGAGGUGAACAGAGACUCAUCUGCUAAUCGAAUGAACGGCACAAUCGGUGUUGAGCACAUUAGCACCGCGACUGACAGUGUGACCGAACCAGACAACGCACAGAUACAACUCAUAAAAGAGAGCGAAGACCGCACGGUCACUGCAACAAGUAGUACAGAGUUGUCUAAUCCACAACAGCAGGGCGCCUCGGCGGAACAAAGCGAACAGGGUACCACGAGCAGUGUCCCCGUCAGCGAGGGGGACAGCGGGAUAGAUCCCUGUGCUGAGGGAGGGGAGGAGGACGGCGGACCUGGAGGGACUGAAGGGUCGCCGACCAACAAAACCGAGGAGUCGGCGAACUCCUCCGAGGCAUCCUCCAAAGUGGAACAACAGGACAAGAAGAAAGGCAAACGCAAUCACCAUCUAGGACCAACUGGUAUUUACUUGGAUGAUCUGACCACGUUGGAACCCAAGGUGGCUGCGCUCUACUUCCCCAAGAGUGAAGCGGAGGGAGCGUCUCAGCAAGGGGCCGACCAGGGCUCCUUCUCCGGGAGCCUGUCGCCUCAGUCGGUGGGCAGCGGGGCCAUGGACAGCGGUACGGAGUACCUGUCAGAUUCCACAUCCUACAACAUGGACAUCAGCAUGUCUAUCUGCGGACAAGAGGGGGACACCAGCCACAUCACCAAAGAAAAGUUCAUGGCGCACAUUGUGACGUACCAGGAUUUUGCCAACAAUCCAGGAAUCAUUGAGGAUCCAAGUCUUGUGAUCUGCAUCAACUCAAACUAUUAUAACUGGGCGGUGGCUGCUCCCAUGGUCUUGUCAAUGACAACGUUCCAGAAAAGCCUCCCCAAGGGCGCGAUAGAGCGGCUGGUGAAGGACAAGAUGCCCAAAAAGUCUGGACGCUGGUGGUUCUCCUGGAGGAAACGAGACAUGGACAAUAACCAGCAAAAGAUCUCAAAAGAGGGACAGGAGGAUUCGCUGGUGAGUGAUCUCUCCGCAGUAAAAGCCACACUGGAUGACAUUGACAGCGAUGAGGUGGCGGGCCUCGGCCGCAAAGCCAUGAUUCCUUCCAACCUUUCUACAGAGACCCUGAACGCCACUCAGUGUAUCACCCAGAUAUACCGCAAAUCACUGCGUCUGACCUCUGAACAGAUAGAGCACUUGAACCUGCGUGAAGGAGCCAACAAAGUGGUUUUCAGUGUGACCACGCAGUACCAAGGCACCUGUCGCUGUGAGGCUGCUAUCUACCUGUGGAACUGGGACGAUCACGUCAUCAUAUCGGACAUCGACGGCACCAUCACUAAGUCGGAUGCUCUGGGUCAUAUUCUACCUCAGUUUGGAAAAGACUGGACACACAAAGGCAUCGCCAAACUCUACCACAAAAUACACCAAAAUGGCUAUAAGUUCCUGUAUUGUUCGGCACGGGCCAUAGGUAUGGCUGCCAUCACUAAGGACUACCUUCAGUGGGUCAAUGACAAAGGCAUUGUCCUCCCUCAGGGCCCUGUGCUGUUGGCCCCCAGCAGCCUCUUUUCAGCACUACACAGAGAGGUUAUUGAGAAGAAGCCGGAGGUGUUUAAAAUUGCCUGUCUCAGCGACAUCAAGGACCUGUUCAACCCGCAGAGAAAGCCCUUCUACGCGGCAUUCGGCAACAGGACUAACGAUGCUUUCGCCUAUAAGCAGGUCGGGGUGCCCGAUACCAGGAUAUUUACCGUCAACCCGAAAGGAGAGCUCAUCCAGGAGAGGACUAAAGUCAGCAAGUCCUCGUACAGCCACCUCAGUGAGUUGGUGGAACAUUUCUUCCCCAUGCUCUCUGUCGGGGGCAGCACGUCCUCUUCGUUGGACUGUCCCGAGUACAGCAGUUUCUCCUACUGGAAGGAGCCUCUGCCAGAACUUGACCUGGAUGCACUACUGUAGACACACACACACACAUCUACCAAAAGCCACACACACGUUUUAAAGCAAACACAUAUACUCUCUUUGUUUUUUUCCUUUUCCAGAAAGGCAUUUGAAAGGAUUAUUCCCACCAUGCCUGAAUAUUGCCUUUGAAUAAACUGGAAACAUAAAGAGGCGACUGUCCCACAAUUAUGUCAUAAUAUGCAUGGACUCGACAUUUCAAAAAUAUGUGUACAAAUCAUGCAGUCCUUAGUCUCUGUGCUUGUUCACAGACUAUGGCUGUUGACACAAUAUUUUGCUGAAUGUAAAAUCCAACAUUGAACACGACACAACUGGACGAAUACGCCUUUGGACAGUUUUUUGUGGUUGUGUGUACCAGUACCAUGGUCAUUCCAAAAUAAUCAAUUUAAACCGUAUUAACACUGUCUUAAUUUCAGCUCUGUACACUAACCAAAAACACAUUUGAGAUGCCUAAAUGCUGCACAUUGCCAAAGCUAUUGCCUGUUUUCUGUGGCUGAUCUGGACAUUUUCAGUUCACUGCUGGGAGCUCGUGCCCAAAGCUCAAACAGACCCAGGCACACACUGCUAUUAAACCAACAUGGCUGUGUAGUUGGCAAAGGAGCGUCGAGGGGGUGAUUUUUAUAGCUACAUGUACCGAUCAACAAAUGUGGUGUGAGACGGUAGUAAGUAUGAGUAAACUGGGGUUUGCCCGGAGCAAUAUUUAGCAUUAUUCUGUUAUUGCGUUUUCUAACUGCCUUUGACUCACCUGAGCUAUAAGUAAUAAGAGCUUUGGAUAGGAAGCUAGAUUUUAGGUGCCAAGUGCUGAAUCAAUCGGUAGCAUUAUUCUUUUCUUAAUACCUGAGGAUUUCAAGUUGAUCUGAGCAUAUGAUUAAUGUGAAACUACAGCAUGCACAUUUCACAUUAUCUUCCUUUCAGGUGCCUCACUACCAAGUUUAGAGAUGUUUGUACAUGAAUGCAGAGGUGAGUGAGACUGACGAUGACUUUUUUUCCAGAGAAGUGUCAACAAACCUCGGAGGGGAACUGUAGUGGUUUAGCCUGGCACUGUGCCUUUGCCCUUUGUACUAUCAUGACUGUCAUAUUUAUUAUGUUUGCAUAUCUCUCGUUGUCCAAUUGUGUGGAGAUGCAUUGGAGCUGAGGAUUUUGCUUUUACUUUUUUAAACCAAAUGUAUAGAAAUAUAAAUAAAUGAAAAUUAAGU
Anarrhichthys ocellatus (wolf-eel) is the source of this 5596-nucleotide messenger RNA. RefSeq names its product phosphatidate phosphatase LPIN1. The record is from RefSeq and is a predicted model, not a curated record. Gene Ontology annotation, biological process: cellular response to insulin stimulus; positive regulation of transcription by RNA polymerase II; triglyceride biosynthetic process. Bases 1413 to 4400 code for a protein of 995 amino acids. NCBI's taxonomy places the organism in Eukaryota, Metazoa, Chordata, Actinopteri, Perciformes, Anarhichadidae. Gene Ontology annotation, molecular function: phosphatidate phosphatase activity; transcription coactivator activity. Gene Ontology annotation, cellular component: nucleus. The transcript is spliced from 20 exons.